Sporothrix brasiliensis 5110 is the source of this 873-nucleotide messenger RNA. RefSeq lists its product as uncharacterized. Gene Ontology annotation, biological process: membrane organization; endoplasmic reticulum tubular network organization. Lineage: Eukaryota; Fungi; Ascomycota; Sordariomycetes; Ophiostomatales; Ophiostomataceae. The record is from RefSeq and is a predicted model, not a curated record. Gene Ontology annotation, cellular component: endoplasmic reticulum; membrane. The coding region runs from base 1 to 873 and encodes 290 amino acids. The transcript has 3 exons.
AUGGCUCCUCCUCCGGCCGCGGGCUUGCCGCUCACCGAGCGCUUGCUGACCCUCGCAAAGACGCUGCAAUUCGGCUGGUUUGUUGGCCACCUCACGCUCAUCCUCUGCACACUGCGCUACUCGCUGUCCUGGAUCCGCUUCAACUACACCACGUUCUGGCCGCGCUUCUCCUACCGCACCGCCUUUGUCGCCGCCGCCGCUACCUACGGCAUCGUCGUCUACAAGACCUUCAAGGCCCGCGCCAAGACCGGCCGCGCUCCCGCCGGUGCUGCCGGUGCUGCCGGCAUGCUGGCCGACGAGAACGUCCAGUACCUGCUCAUGGCCCUCGUCUGGCUCUACUCGCGCCAGUACAUCCUGGCCAUGCUGCCCUACACCAUCUACUCCGUCUUCCACGUCGCCACGUACACCCGCACCAACCUCAUCCCGACCCUGGCGCCCCCCAAGCCGCUCGCCCCUGCCGCCAACGCGGCGCCCGAUGCCAAGCCCCAGUAUGCCACCCAUCCCGUCGCCGAGUCCAUUGGCAAGUUUGUCAAGCAGUACUACGACUCGUCCAUGUCCGUUGUGGCUCUGCUCGAGAUUGUCCUGUGGGGCCGCCUGUUUUUGUCUGCCGUUACCUUUGCCAAGGGCUCGUGGAUCCUGCUGGCCGUCUACACCGCGUUUCUGCGUGCUCGCUUCUCGCAGAGCACCCACGUCCAGAGCACCUUUGGCCAGAUCGAGGCCCGCAUCGACAACCUCACGGGUGCCCAGGGCAUGAACCCGACCGUGCGCCAGAUCUGGGAGACGACCAAGAACGGUGUUCGCCAGGCCUAUGCCGCCACCGACCUGCAAAAGUACGUUGGCGGUGCCGCCCAGGCUCCGCGCAAGACACAGUAA